CUGAAGCCCAGGUCUCGUCGGAGUGUCGGACACGCCAUGAAAAAAAUUGUUCAAAAUUACCACCAAUUGGAACUAGCGACGUGUACCUUCCCGUUACCGUUACGGGUCUGUUUACGGUCCACACGAUGUUCUUAUCCGCGAGCUCGUGCGACGGCGCGUCUUCUUUCUCCCACUCCCCCCCUGCUAUGUUCCAUGACGCCCUUGUCUCUCGAAGUGCUCCGUCGUCUUCCUCAUUCCAUUCCAUCCGCUACGACAUAAGGUCAUUUUUGUAAGCCAAAUCAUGGCGUUGGCCGCACGCUCGAUGUUUUUAUUCCAUCGGGGAGGCCGUGCCAAUAUAUGCAUCGGAUUGGGCCUGACAGGUGAUAAGAGGGUGCAAAAGGUAAGAAGGAUUGCUUGUCGUAGUGUGGUGGUGCUCCAAGUAUUGUGCGACAGCAACAACUCAACACACUCGCGGCAGUUAAGACCUUGCGGACAUUACCGCAAUUUGGGGUCCAGAAAUUUGAAAUCGCUCAGGCAACAGAAACAUGACUUCUCCGCUUCGGCGCACGGCACUCGGACAAAUACACCCCAGGUGUCUGAAUUUCUGGCUGAUAGAGCGUCUGCUUUCCUGAAAGAUUGGGGCUAUUCACGCUUCAUGGAAUUAACCGGAAUGUUGUUGUGUGUAUUAAUUAUUGUUCCAUCGGCCGAUGCUGUUGAUGCCCUCAAAACUUGUGCCUGCUUAUUGAAGGAAUGCAGGAUAGAACUGGCCAGGUGUAUAUCGAAUCCGUCGUGUGCUGCCAACAUUGCUUGUCUCCAGACUUGCAAUAAUCGACCCGAUGAGACCGAAUGCCAAAUAAAAUGCGGGGACGUGUUCGAAAACAAUGUGGUUGAUGAAUUCAACGAGUGUGCAGUCUCGAGGAAGAAAUGCGUGCCGACGAAAUCUGAUGUCGGAGAAUUUCCUGCUCCAAAUCCUGAUGUCCUUGUUAAGAGCUUUAACAUUGGAGAUUUCAGUGGGAAGUGGUUCAUCAGCGCCGGCUUAAAUCCUUCCUUUGAUACUUUUGACUGCCAAUUGCAUGAUUUUCACACGGAAUCCGACAAACUUGUUGGUAAUUUAUCAUGGAGAGUACAGACUCUAGAUGGCGGUUUUCUUACUCGGUCAGCUGUCCAGAGAUUUGUACAAGAUCCUUCUCAGCCUGGGAUACUCUACAAUCACGAUAAUGAGUACCUUCACUAUCAGGAUGACUGGUAUAUCAUAUCAUCCAGGAUUGAGAAGAAACAAGACGAUUAUAUAUUUGUUUACUACAGAGGGAGGAACGAUGCAUGGGACGGGUACGGAGGCGCGGUGGUGUAUACAAGGAGUGCAGUUUUGCCGGAAAGUAUAGUUCCGGAACUUGAGAGAGCAGCAAAAAGCGUGGGAAGGGAGUUUGGCAAGUUCAGGAGAACGGAUAACAGGUGCGGGCCGGAGCCUUCGUUGGUUGAGAGAUUGGAGAAGAAAGUGGAGGAAGGAGAGGAGACAAUCGCGAGGGAAGUGGAGCAAUUGGAAGGGGAGGUGGAGAGGGUGGGUAAGACGGAGAUGACCUUGUUGCAGAGGCUAGCCGAAGGGUUCAAAGUGCUUCGGGAAGACGAGGAAAAUUUCUUGAGGGGCCUAACCAACGAAGAAAUGAACUUGCUCAACCAGCUUGAAAUGGAAGCCACUCAAGUAGAGGACCUCUUCGGACGUGCCUUGCCGCUCAGGAAACUCAGAUGACUCCCCCAAACAAAGCCACCCAACCCUUCAUUUUCAUUGUUUAUGCUGCCCAUUGUUUCUUUUUUCAUGAUACUAAUUACAUGUGAAUAUUUGCUACUAUAGUCUUCCAAUAUUAUUCCAGUACCCCCGCCCAACAAAUUACAUGUUAGCGUGGAAAUUGAUGCUAA
Molecule: messenger RNA, 1893 nt
Organism: Prosopis cineraria
Lineage: Eukaryota; Viridiplantae; Streptophyta; Magnoliopsida; Fabales; Fabaceae
Product: violaxanthin de-epoxidase, chloroplastic
Exons: 6
Coding region: 281-1726 (481 amino acids)
Biological process (GO): xanthophyll cycle
Molecular function (GO): violaxanthin de-epoxidase activity
Source: RefSeq, a predicted model, not a curated record